AUGGUUCUGUAUACAGAGGAAUACUUAGAAGUGGCAAUGAAGUCGCAGGUUAAGAUUUUGAACAAAUCAAAAUCUAAUGGCCAGGAUUUUAUAAGCGAAGUGGCCACAAUUGGAAGGAUCCACCACAUUAAUGUGGUGCAACUUGUUGGUUUUUGCUUCGAUUACUCCAAACAAGCUCUUGUCUAUGAUUUCAUGCCGAAUGGAUCUUUGGAUAAACACAUUUCCUAUAAGGAUGAUGAUGAUCCUCUUAAUUCUAAGAAAAUGUAUGAGAUCUCUCUUGGCAUAGCUAGAGGGAUAGAGUAUCUACAUCGGGGAUGUGAUAUGAAAAUUCUACAUUUUGACAUCAAGCCUCACAACAUUCUCCUAGACCGAAGUUUCACUCCGAAAGUUUCUGACUUUGGACUUGCAAGACUUUAUCCCAGCGAUCGCAAUAUAGUAUUGCUGAUUGCAGCAAGAGGAACCUUGGGUUAUAUGGCUCUGAGCUAUUCUAUAAAGACAUUGGUGGCAUUUCUUACAAAGCCGAUGUUUAUAGUUUUGGGAUGUUAUUAA
This is a messenger RNA of Eucalyptus grandis, 549 nucleotides long. Its product is annotated as rust resistance kinase Lr10-like. Gene Ontology annotation, molecular function: ATP binding; protein kinase activity. The transcript has a single exon. Gene Ontology annotation, biological process: protein phosphorylation. The coding region runs from base 1 to 549 and encodes 182 amino acids. NCBI's taxonomy places the organism in Eukaryota, Viridiplantae, Streptophyta, Magnoliopsida, Myrtales, Myrtaceae. The record is from RefSeq and is a predicted model, not a curated record.